AAAGGCCCAAUGUUCAUUUUCAUCUGAACUAAUCUCUUGGGCAUUAGAACUACUAGGUUCAAACUUACAGUUUGUCAUCUCAUUCGUCGGCGAAUCUCCGAUUUGGCUACACCACCGGUGCUUGAGGCUGAGCAACUAGUGAAGAGAUCAUCUAGCAACCAUGGAUUCUCCGUCUAAUUCAGUGAAAACGGUUUCGGACGACGAUGAGAUUGAUUACUCCAUCAAACCAGAAUUCUAUGAUUCUGAUCUCGACGAUAAAGAUGAGCUAUGGAUGGUUAAGAAAAGAGAUGGUCGAACUUCUGAUGCUGUACUUAGCUGUCCUGCUUGUUUCACCACUGUCUGCUUAGAGUGUCAAAGGCACGAGCAGUAUGUGACACAGUUCAGGGCAGUCUUCGUGGUCAAUUGCGAAGUAGAUAAAGACAAAGUUUUACAACACAGUGCAGUACCCUCAAAAGUUGGUAAACGAAUGAGAGACUCCGAGAAGCAAGAAACUGGUUCUGCAGAUAAUGAAAGACUUAACCCGGUCAUUUGCUCAACUUGUUCCACAGAGAUCGGAGUCGUUGACGGUGAAGAGAUUUACCAUUUCUUUAAUGUCAUUCCAAGCGAGCCUUGAAACCAGUUCCUUUAUGAGUUGUUUGUAACAAUUUCCCAACUGGUUCUUUUAGGUUCCAUUUGUUUGUGUCUGUGUUUAGUUUUCGUGUAUAUCUUUUAAUACGAAUCUACAACCUUAACAUUUUAAUCAAAACAAUCCGCAAC
Eutrema salsugineum is the source of this 756-nucleotide messenger RNA. Its product is annotated as E2F-associated phosphoprotein. Gene Ontology annotation, cellular component: nucleus. The record is from RefSeq and is a predicted model, not a curated record. Lineage: Eukaryota; Viridiplantae; Streptophyta; Magnoliopsida; Brassicales; Brassicaceae. Gene Ontology annotation, biological process: positive regulation of cell population proliferation. The coding region runs from base 161 to 613 and encodes 150 amino acids. The transcript is spliced from 3 exons.